UAGGAAUUCAUUUUUUAUUAAUGCUUUUAUUCACCAGAAUGAGUUAACCGAAGUAUUUCGGAUGCCAACGGCACCUGAGCAGAUGGAUUUCACGUUCAUUUGCACUGGCAUUAUUACUUGAAACUGGCCCUACAGAGGGUGUGAUCGCGCUUUUAUUAAAGCCAGAUUAGGCUGCGGCUGUUAAUAGAUACCAGACGGCUCAACAGGAUCUAAGAGGGCGUCAUGUGAUUUUUCUCAUUUUCCCCACUUCUCCUUUGAAAAGCUGGAAGGCAGCACUGAGUCGGUCAGAAGCUUAAUGUUUAGGAGCGGAGGUUGUUUUGUCUAAGAUUUCUUUAAUUCAUUAUUUGUGCGAUUUAGCUGGUUAGUAUAACCAGAUACACGCGGAAGGCAAAAUGGCUGGGGCAAUAAUAGAAAAUAUGAGUACCAAGAAACUCUGCAUUGUUGGAGUGAUUUUAUUAAUUUUUCAAGUAAUUGCAUUCCUGGUUGGAGGGUUAAUUGCUCCCAAACCUACUAGAGCAAUGCCUCACAUUGCUGCGAAGUGUGUGGAUAUAAGAAAAAAUCAUCAUAAAACGAAAUGGUUUAUGCCUUUGGAUCCGAACCAGUGUGAGAGCAUAGCCAACCUAGAGGAUGCUGAAGGCAAGAUGAUCAGAGCCAGUGAUAUAGUCUUUGCUGCCCAUAUUCCUCUGUUUAACAAUUCGAUGACCCCCUGGUUCCAGUUUAUGUUGGUAAUUCUACAGUUUGACAUUGUAUUCAAAAUGGACAAUCCUAUUGAAGAUGGUGCAAUUGUUACUCUUGAUGUAUCACUCGGCUACCGCAAUAGCUCUAAAGAUGACUGGACACUUAUGGCACAUUCGGUCGAGGCAAGAAAACUUAAAUGUAAUUUUACAGCCUCAAAGACUUAUGAAAAUGAGGGGCGACACUAUGAAUGUGAUCUACUGCCUUUGAUGGAGAUAGGAACUGUGGCUCAUAAGUACUACCUUAUUAAUAUGCGUCUGCCAGUAAGUGAGAAGAAGAAGGUUAAUCUGGGAAUAGGAGCAAUUAAGGAUGUCACCUUUGUGAGCAUUCAUCAAAAUGGUGGUUUCACAAAGGUAUGGUUUGCGAUGAAAACCUUCUUGACUCCCAGCAUUGUAAUAAUCAUGGUCUGGUACUGGAGACGAAUUACCAAGAUGACUAGACCACCAGUUCUUCUGGAAAAAGCCAUUUUUGCUGUUGGAAUUUCGAUGACAUUUAUUAACAUUCCAGUAGAAUGGUUUUCCAUUGGCUUUAACUGGUCAUGGAUGUUAUUGUUCGGAGAUAUUCGACAAGGACUCUUUUAUGCUAUGCUUCUGUCUUUCUGGAUCAUCUUCUGUGGAGAGCAUAUGAUGGACCAAACCGAACGUAAUCGUAUUUCAGCAUACUGGAAACAGAUAGGGCCAGUUGUUUUUGGAUCGCUCUGCCUCUUCGUAUUUGACAUGUGUGAACGAGGUGUACAGCUCACAAAUCCUUUCUACAGUAUCUGGGCCACAGAGGUUGGUUCUGAGUUGGCUAUGGCAUUUAUCAUUGUUGCAGGUAUCUGUGCCUGCCUCUACUUCCUUUUCCUAUGUUUUAUGGUGUUCCGGGUGUUUAAAAACAUCAGUGGCAAGAGAAUGUCCCUUCCAGCAAUGUCCAAAGCCCGCAAACUUCAUUAUGAGGGCCUGAUUUUUCGGUUCAAGUUUUUGAUGCUUGUAACACUGACCUGUGCGGCUGUGACUGUAAUCUUCUUCAUUACUAGCCAGGUCAGUGAAGGCCACUUAAUGUUGGGUGAUCACACUGUGGAGAUGAGCAGUGCUUUCUUCACGGGAAUCUAUGGAAUGUGGAACCUCUAUGUCUUUGCCAUCAUGUUCCUAUACGCUCCAUCACAUAAACAUUAUGAUGAUAGUUCAUCAAAUGGAGAUAUAGUACUGAGUAGUACAGAAGAACAUCAGCUCACUACUACGAUCACUCAUGCAGAUGGGCCUACUGAAAUCUACCGACUGACUGGCAAGGAAGCUCAAGAAUAACAUGUUUGUGGUCAGCAGCAGUCAAAUUAAUUCGAAGGUGUGAGGGUGGAAGUUGGUAUUUGUCUCCAGGAGUACGGCGAAAACACAGAUUUUCCUGAGCUGGAUUUCUAGAAUUUGCUUGUAUGGGAAAAUUUCAUACAUCACCAGUGUACUUAAAACUUUACGGUUGUACUUAGCCACAGCCAUUGUCAAAAGUUUUCUUUCUAAUGCAGUAGUUUGUAACCUAGACUUCCUGUACUGCGUUAUUGAGGUUUUCCACUGAAAACUGCUACUGAGCUGUUGGCUUCUGCAGCUGAUUUGACACCCCCAGUAACAUUAUUUAUCAGUAUUAACUACAAUACUUCAAGUUAAGCUGCUUAUAUGGUCUGCAAGCACCCAAAACUACUAGGUACACAGUAGAUGUCUGAGUGCUACUGUAUGCUUUUAAAGCCAAAUAAGUUUUAAUUGUUCCUGUAGCACUGAUACAUAGCUACAGACUGUAAAAUGAAGUUCCUCAGAGGUACAGCAACACCUUAUAAACCUGUUCUGUUUUGUAGUGGAAAAAAGCAUUCUUAACUGUAUUUAUUUUUCUUAGCAGAUGUUACAAAGACUCUCCCUUUCGGGUUUAAUAUGAAUAUUUUAAAUACUUAGAGGACCAUUAUUUUAAGCACCUGUGUGUACUUUUUGUGUAUGGAGUACUAACAUCAGCACAUUGAUGUAGAUAUUUUAUAAACUUUGGUAGGGAUAACUGUCUAAUGCUUUUCUAGAGUACUGAUACAUUACUGUACCAAGUAUUAGAAAACAUUUACUUUUGUAAAAUAUAGUCAGCUGGGAACUUUACAUUUUCAUUUUUGAUAAUAUAAAUAAAAUUUGCAUAAUUGUG
Protopterus annectens (West African lungfish) is the source of this 2880-nucleotide messenger RNA. RefSeq names its product Wnt ligand secretion mediator (gene WLS). Lineage: Eukaryota; Metazoa; Chordata; Ceratodontiformes; Protopteridae. The coding region runs from base 393 to 2018 and encodes 541 amino acids. Gene Ontology annotation, cellular component: organelle membrane; endomembrane system. Gene Ontology annotation, biological process: Wnt protein secretion; Wnt signaling pathway; intracellular protein transport. The transcript has 12 exons. Gene Ontology annotation, molecular function: Wnt-protein binding. The record is from RefSeq and is a predicted model, not a curated record.